AUGGACUCCUUCGAGGCGAGAGUCUAUCUAACCAAACAGCUGAGCUCGCUCACGCCGUCGAAACAGGCUGCUCAACAGUGUGCCAAGUUUUUGUUGAAACACAAGGAGCUUCAGGACGACCUUUAUUCUGUUAUUUUGGAGAGUCUCGACGCCGCAGACCUCAAUAUUCGCAUCAACAUCUUCCAAUUCCUUGAGGAAUUGAUUGUAUACUGCCAGCAUGACUCACAGAAACCAUACAUAUCUUCAAUUAUCAAGGACAUGAAACUUAUACUUACCAAAAUCCUUCCUCCAAAGCCUGAUACCGUGUCCUGCGAGACCAGAUUGCUAACCAAUCUCCAUGCUGCUUACACGAUAUUGGUAAACAUCUCCAGAUCAUGCAAGUUCACAAAUCUCAAAGAAUACAAAGCCAAAUAUGGCUCCAACUUGCUAACUGAUAUGGAUAGAAAUAGAAUCGAGCUUCAGCUCCAGUUCGACGAAAAACCGUUGUACACAGACAAAGAUCUUCCGGAGUCCAUCGAUGGCCAGCUGGAUUGUGCGUGGGAGUUCCUACUGGAGAAAAGACGCCAGUCUCAAUACGAACGUCUUUUUAUAGAUAAGCACCAUAUACAGUCUCCGACAGAGCCCCUGCAGGACACAUUCGCAAAAACGCGCAAACAGCUUUUGGCUAGGAUCGAGGCCGACCGAGAACGACAGAAACGAGGCAAAGAGAAUCUCUGGCAAAUCAACAGGGAAAAUGGAUCAAUAACGGAAUUUGAUCUCGUUUACGACACUUUCCAUCAGUUUGACAUUAUUGAAGAUAAACCCCUUAUAGACGAAAUCAACGAACUAUAUGAUAACAGCAAAUAUGGAACGCCACGCAGACCGCAGCCGAACAAACGUUUUAGACGAUGA
Molecule: messenger RNA, 891 nt
Organism: Ogataea parapolymorpha DL-1
Lineage: Eukaryota; Fungi; Ascomycota; Pichiomycetes; Pichiales; Pichiaceae
Exons: 1
Coding region: 1-891 (296 amino acids)
Biological process (GO): positive regulation of transcription by RNA polymerase I; positive regulation of DNA-templated transcription, elongation
Cellular component (GO): CTDK-1 complex
Source: RefSeq, a predicted model, not a curated record